AUGUAUGAAUAUGAGAAUGGGUGGACACCUUUGCACUGUGCAGCACUGAAUAACAGUGUGGAUAUUGUUCGUGUGCUGCUGGAGAAGGGCGCUGAUGUCAAUAUACAGAAUAAGGUUGGGCUGACACCUUUGCACUAUGCAGUCCUGAAAGACAAUGUGGAUGUUGUUCGUGUGCUGCUGGACAAGGGCGCUGACAUCCAUACACAGGAUAAGAAUGGGUGGACACCUUUGCACUGUGCAGCACUGGAUAACAGUGUGGAUAUUGUUCGUGUGCUGCUGGAGAAGGGCGCUGAUGUCAAUAUACAGAAUAAGGUUGGGCUGACACCUUUGCACUAUGCAGUCCUAAAAGACAAUGUGGAUGUUGUUCGUGUGCUGCUGGACAAGGGCGCUGACAUCCAUACACAGGAUAAGAAUGGGUGCACACUUUUGCAGUAUGCAGUGGUGAAUAACAUUGUGGGUGUUGUUCGUCUGCUGCUGGAGAAGGGAGCUGAUAUCGAUGCACAGGAUAAGGUUGGGCUGACACCUUUGCACUAUGCAGUCCUGAAAGACAAUGUGGAUGUUGUUCGUGUGCUGCUGGACAAGGGCGCUAACAUCCAUGCACAGGAUAAGAAUGGGUGCACACUUUUGCAGUAUACAGUGGUGAAUAACAGAGUGGGUGUUGUUCGUGUGCUGCUGGAGAAAGAUGCUGAUGUCAAUGUACAAGAUAAGAAUGGGUGGACACCUUUGCACUGUGCAGCACUGAAUAACAGUGUGGAUAUUGUUCGUGUGCUGCUGGAGAAGGGUGCUGAUGUCAAUUUUCAGAAUAAGAAUGGGCUGACACCUUUGCACUGUGCAGCACUGAAUAACAGUGUGGAUAUUGUUCGUGUGCUGCUGGAGAAGGGCGCUGAUGUCAAUAUACAGAAUAAGGUUGGGCUGACACCUUUGCACUAUGCAGUCCUGAAAGACAAUGUGGAUGUUGUUCGUGUGCUGCUGGACAAGGGCGCUAUCCAUACACAAGAUAAGAAUGGGUGCACACUUUUGCAGUAUGCAGUGGUGAAUAACAGUGUGGAUAUUGUUCGUGUGCUGCUGGAGAAGGGCGCUGAUGUCAAUAUACAGAAUAAG
Messenger RNA from Liolophura sinensis, 1101 nucleotides. Its product is annotated as putative ankyrin repeat protein RF_0381. The transcript is spliced from 12 exons. The annotation marks the transcript as partial. The record is from RefSeq and is a predicted model, not a curated record. Lineage: Eukaryota; Metazoa; Mollusca; Polyplacophora; Chitonida; Chitonidae. Gene Ontology annotation, molecular function: protein binding.